CGCCCCCCGGUUAAAUACUGGCUUGUUAUAGUCUUAUUAGUAUCUAGCUAAACGGCAGCUUUUUACAGACACAAAGACAGGCUUGCUAGCUAACUGAAUACUACGUCGUUUAUGAGGCGAGCGGACAGGAGUGCAGAUUUCUUUUUCUUUCUGUUGGGACAGACCCAUGGAAUUUGUUAGCUCGGCUAACGCUAGCUAUCUAAACAAGUGGGAAGCUAGGAUAACUAAGGCUAGCUAAAUUUUACUUCCAGCCUUGAAAAUUCAUCUUCAUUCCCACACAACGGAUCGACGGUGAAAUAGUGAUGAACGGCUGUGAGAUGGACGUCAACGAUAACUUGGAUAGUUUUUCGCGAAAUUCUCUGUCGCUAAUUUUCUUGACGUUCCUUCACCAACGGCCCUGUCACAACGUCGAGCUCCAAAUGGAGUUGGAUGAACUGGACCACAAAUUACAGUUCCAGUUAGUUCUAGAAGUAGGAUACGACGACAACCGUCUGAUUGACUCCAACAUCGAAUGUGAUGGCGGCUUGGAAACGGAUGGACACUCUUCCCAGAGGUCCCUGAGGAGCCUUCAGCGGGAACUUUUCCCUCAAGUUCAGCUUGAAUUGCCGGUAAAUGCUCAAGAAAAUGAGGGUGUAAGGGAGGUGGCUGCAGAGAUCAUUAGGAUUGCAGAUGAGAUCAAUCACUCCAUCAUCUCUCAAGCUGCAGAGAGGCUGACCAAGAAACUCAGCAGCUCUCCCCGGAAUUGCUGGUGGAACCACCUGUCUCAGGGUGUAGAAAGCUUACUGCAGGAAGUGCCUUGUGUCCAGACUGAGCAGGCAAUGAUGGCUCUCACAUUCUCCCUGGUGAAAGCAGCAUGUGAGCUUGCCCCUCGCCUGCUGUGGGAUCUCUAUAAUGUCUUGAUGCAGUAUAUCUCGUUUGCCAGGCCCAGGUGAUCCAUUACAGUUGUUUUCAAGUGAGUUGUUUUCAACUUGCUCCAUCAUCUGUAUUUUUAAAAGGUAGUUACAUCUUUACUUUUCUAAAACAAGUAUACAGACUACUGUUUUGCCAUUUGUUUGCUGUUAGCCAUAAUGCAAGGUUUUGAAAAAUAAGGAACACCUGUGUGUAGUGGUACAGCCUGCAACUUGUAUUCAGGCUUCAGUCCCAGCUGUGCCAUAAUGGAAUUCUUUGGUGCAUAUUAAGAUGUUGGAGGUUAGAAAUGAUGGCAUGCUAGUUCUUCACAAGGAAGCCAUUUACAGUUAUUCCUGACUGAGUUAUAUUCCCAAACAGAACAGCGUUUACAAAUUUUUGUGACCUGACCAGAUCUGCAUAGCAGCGAUUCAUUCUGUGCCUUUGAGAGCCACAGAAACUUGUGUAACAGGAAGUGAUUUCAUUACACGUUUAUAUAAAAACAGUCCUAUUCACAUGAAAUGAGUGGACCAGCAGUAAAGGAAUUGUUUUUCCUUUGUUACUUUCUUUUCCUAACAAAUACUUUAUGUGAAAGAAUCUUUGUAAUGAAAUGGACAUUCCUUGUUUAAGUUGUUUUUGUUCUGUGUUUUCUGUGCUGCACUGAUUUAGUAGAUAGUGUUAUAAAUAAAAGUGAUGACUCUUGA
Messenger RNA from Electrophorus electricus (electric eel), 1589 nucleotides. It is a transcript of the gene bida, whose product is annotated as BH3 interacting domain death agonist. Gene Ontology annotation, biological process: positive regulation of extrinsic apoptotic signaling pathway; apoptotic mitochondrial changes; positive regulation of intrinsic apoptotic signaling pathway. The record is from RefSeq and is a predicted model, not a curated record. Gene Ontology annotation, cellular component: cytoplasm; cytosol; mitochondrion. Lineage: Eukaryota; Metazoa; Chordata; Actinopteri; Gymnotiformes; Gymnotidae.